UAUCUAACCUACUACAGGUUUUAUAACCUAAAAAUUAAUACUUUCUUAUAGUGAGUAUUAAGCGAGUAAAAUGUCCGAACCCGAAAAUAACAUAGCAGAAAAUGAAAGCGGAGGUGCGAAGUUUAAGUUUAAAAAACGUAAGCAAUUGAGAAAGCGGAAGUUAUCAAACGAAAGCGAAGAUUCAGAAACCGAAGAUAAUUUAAUUUUAAAGCUUGAAGAAACUAAGGAGCUACAAAACUUACGUCGACGACAGAAAGGCAUUAGUAUAAGUGGGUUAGUUUUGGGAGUAAAAUCUUGUGGUGAUGACGACGGAAAUUCAAAGGAUUCUUUCAAAUCGAAAAUGGGGGGAAUGGUCAAUAUGCAGGCAUUACGUACUGGCAAACUCAAGCAGGUGGACGACGCAUACGAUACAGGAAUCGGUACUCAAUUUUCCGUGGAGACCAACAAGAGAGAUGAGGAUGAAGAAAUGAUGAAGUAUAUUGAAGAGCAGUUGGCUAAACGGAAAGGAAAUAAAACUGAAGAAGUUGUAGUGGAAGAGGAAGUUGAGAAGAAACCCAAAUAUCUUAGCCCGGAAGAAGCCGCUUUACAAGCAGUCCCUAAUCAUUUACGUGAAUCCUCCACGCGGAAGAACGAAGAAAUGUUAUCAAAUCAAAUGUUAAGUGGAAUUCCAGAAGUCGAUUUAGGUAUAGAAGCUAAAAUUAAAAACAUUGAAGCGACUGAAGAAGCUAAACUGAAGUUGCUAUUUGAACAAAAUAGCAACAAUGACGGACCAUCACAAUUUGUCCCUACAAACAUGGCAGUCAAUUUUGCACAUCAUAGCCGUUUCAAUGUAGAUUUUACAGAUUUGCCUAAAAAGAAGAACAAAGUAGAGAAUAAAGGAGGAGAUAAAGGCAAACCUAAGAAAAUAGAAAAGGCCACGGAUGACUACCAUUACGAAAAAUUUAAAAAACAGUUUAGGCGGUACUAAGAUUUCUUAAUUGUAUUUAUUGUAAAUAAGACAUUUUUUAUAUAAAACAAUCAAAAAUAUACAAUUUCUUUUUUCUAUUUUAUACACAUCAAACUUAGUCAAAAAAGAUUUCGAUAGGAAUACAUACUGAACGAAUUGAUCAAUGUUAACAAACUAGAACAUUGUUUAAUAAAAUUUUCUUAAUA
Molecule: messenger RNA, 1152 nt
Organism: Photinus pyralis (common eastern firefly)
Lineage: Eukaryota; Metazoa; Arthropoda; Insecta; Coleoptera; Lampyridae
Product: telomere length and silencing protein 1 homolog
Exons: 4
Coding region: 71-967 (298 amino acids)
Biological process (GO): mRNA splicing, via spliceosome
Cellular component (GO): spliceosomal complex
Source: RefSeq, a predicted model, not a curated record